CCUUCAUCGGCUGUCAUCUGUCAUUAUUGCAAAAAUGUCUGAAAUUGUUCGUAUCUUUUAAAAAAAAGAUUAAAAUGUAAAAAGAUAAUUAAAGUAGAAUACACUGUUUGGUUUUAUUAAUCACCGAAAUAUUAAUAACGCGAUCGCGACUGUUAACGGUCGUUUGGUCCGACUGAGCACCGUUUACAAGACUAGGAAGUAAUGCAGAGAUAAUAUCCCAUGAACGUCGAGUGCUCGAAGCCAAGUGCCGAAUUAUUGCUGUGCAGACAAAAUGACGCGCCCCGGUCCCCCGAGCGACAAUCUCCCGACAGUGAAGCUGGUGGUGGUAGGAGAUGGUGGUGUGGGCAAGAGUGCUAUCACCAUCCAGUUCUUCCAGAAGUUGUUUGUGACAGACUAUGAUCCUACCAUUGAGGACUCCUACAUACAGCACACUGAAGUGGAUGGACAGUGGUGCAUCUUAGAUGUGCUGGACACAGCGGGACAGGAGGAGUUCAGUGCGAUGCGGGAGCAGUACAUGCGCAAGGGGGACGGCUUCCUGCUCGUGUACUCCGUCACAGACGCACAAAGUUACCAGAACAUCCGCCAUUUCCACACGCAGAUACUGCGCGUCAAGGACAGAGAGACGUACCCGAUGCUGGUGGCUGCCAACAAGGUGGACCUGGUGCACGCGCGCGCUGUCAGCGAGGAGGCGGGCCGCGAGCUGGCGCGCGCGCUCGCGGCUCCGUACAUUGAGACCAGCGCCAAGGAGCCGCCGCUCAACAUCGACGCCGCCUUCCACGAGCUGGUGCGCAUCAUCCGCAAACACCCGCAGCAGGAGGAGAAGCAGCGACGUCGGCGCCGCGGACUCGGCCGCUGUCAGCUGCUCUGAACUGCGCCUCAUCUGCACCUCAUCUGCGCCUCAUCUGCGCAUCAUCCGCAAACACCCGCAGCAGGAGGAGAAGCAGCGACGUCGGCGCCGCGGACUCGGCCGCUGUCAGCUGCUCUGAACUGCGCCUCAUCUGCGCCUCAUCUGCGCAUCAUCCGCAAACACCCGCAGCAGGAGGAGAAGCAGCGACGUCGGCGCCGCGGACUCGGCCGCUGUCAGCUGCUCUGAACUGCGCCUCAUCUGCGCCUCAUCUGCGCAUCAUCCGCAAACACCCGCAGCAGGAGGAGAAGCAGCGACGUCGGCGCCGCGGACUCGGCCGCUGUCAGCUGCUCUGAACUGCGCCUCAUCUGCGCCUCAUCUGCGCCUCAUCUGC
Messenger RNA from Papilio machaon (common yellow swallowtail), 1238 nucleotides. Its product is annotated as ras-related protein M-Ras. Lineage: Eukaryota; Metazoa; Arthropoda; Insecta; Lepidoptera; Papilionidae. Gene Ontology annotation, biological process: signal transduction. Gene Ontology annotation, cellular component: plasma membrane. Gene Ontology annotation, molecular function: GTP binding; GDP binding; GTPase activity. The coding region runs from base 272 to 868 and encodes 198 amino acids. The transcript has 6 exons. The record is from RefSeq and is a predicted model, not a curated record.